CAUUCAAAAUGGCUUCCACAGAAAGAGAAUACGGUUAUACAAAUUUAGUUGACUUGGUACUUAGCAACGAUAGAAAGGUCUCUGAUAAUCAUCCCAUCUAUAUUGAUGGAAGUACUGAAGAAACUCUCAGCUUCGGUGAGCUUAAGCAAUUGGUUGGGAAAGCAACGGCAGGUCUUAUGAAUCUUGGAUUAAAAAAAGGGGACUCACUAUGUCUUUAUACGCCAAAUAAUAUCAGUGUACCUCCAAUUGUUCUAGCUACAUUAGCAGCAGGUGGAAGCAUAUGUCCAUCUAACCCCUUAUUUACGGUGUUUGAGCUUGAAAAGAUGCUUGUUAUUUCCAGAUCCAAAUACAUUAUUGCCCAUCCUAUAAAUAUCGACUCUGCUCUCCAAGCGGCCAGAACUGUAGGCAUCUCUGAGUCUAAUGUCUGGUCUAUAUGUGAUGAUCCGAAAGGCAGAGUAAAAAAUUGGAGAGAAAUGGUUUUAAAUAUCUCAAAGACAGCAUCACCUUGUCAAUUUACUCUUGAAGAAAGUAAAUCGACAUUAGCUUACAUUUGUUUUUCCAGUGGUACAACAGGACCACCCAAAGGUGUAAUGAUUAGUCACCACAACUUUAUUUCAAGCACUGUUGCACUGAACAAUGCAAUCAAGUCUUCAUCUGAAGUGAACAAUUCAGGACCUUUGUUGGCUGUUGUUCCUUUAUUUCACAUUUUAGGUAUAUUUAGGUUUCUUCACCUGUCUGUUUUGGAGGGAAGGACCACAGUUUUGAUGGCAAGAUACGAUCUCGAGGAAUUUUGCGCUACGGUUCAAAAAUUUAAAGUAACAUCGCUUUACGUCGUACCACCAAUGCUUUUGCAACUGUUAAACUCGCCGGCGAUUGUGGAUAAAUAUGAUUUUUCGAGCGUUAAAGGUUUCCAUGCUGGAGCUGCUCCAGUCUCUAUGGAGUUAUCCCGUCAAAUUGCUAAAAGAUUCAACACUCCAGUUCUUCAAGGUUAUGGUAUGACAGAAACAUCAUCGGUUUUGACAUAUCAAACGGUUGAAAACUAUGCACCAGGGUCGGUAGGUCGUAUGCUUGAUGAUAUGCAAACAAAGGUCGUUGACGAAAACGGAAAAGAGCUUCCUAUAGGAGAUCGAGGAGAAAUUUGUGUCAAAGGCCCCAUUGUAAUGCAAGGGUAUCUGCACAACCCAAGUGCUACAGCAGAGGUUAUUGAUAAGGAUGGAUAUCUUCACACCGGAGAUAUUGGCUACGAAGACAAACACGGCAAUUGGUAUAUUGUAGACCGUUCGAAAGAACUCAUAAAAUACAAUGCGUAUCAGAUCGCACCUGCAGAACUUGAAAAUGUCUUGCUUGAAUGUCCCUUAGUAUCUGAUGCUGCUGUCAUUGGCAUCUAUGACGAGAAGAAUGAGACCGAAGUCCCAAGAGCUUAUGUUACAUUGGGGCCUAGCGGUAAAAAACUAGAUACAAAGGUAGCCGAAGCAGAGAUUCACAGAUAUGUUAAUGGGAAAGUCACGCCUUAUAAAAGACUUAGAGGCGGUAUUGUAUUUAUCGAUGUCGUCCCUAAAAGUGUUUCCGGUAAAAUUUUAAGAAAAGACUUGAGAGAGUUAUUCAAGACUGAAUCAAAAAUAACUCAGUCUAAAUUAUAAGUUUAAUAAAAUCAUAGAAAGGUUAUGAUAGCCCCUCUGAUUUUUCGAAAGACGCAUUUUACUAGCCAAGAGCCCCAAAGGACAUGUUGGGUGGCCUUAUUGAAACCAAG
Molecule: messenger RNA, 1750 nt
Organism: Mucor mucedo
Lineage: Eukaryota; Fungi; Mucoromycota; Mucoromycetes; Mucorales; Mucoraceae
Product: 4-coumarate-CoA ligase 2
Exons: 7
Coding region: 9-1640 (543 amino acids)
Biological process (GO): secondary metabolic process
Molecular function (GO): CoA-ligase activity
Source: RefSeq, a predicted model, not a curated record